AUGCAAGAAUUACCGAAAAGGUAUACGGUCGCCCAGUUUGAUGCACCUCGCGUGCCAUUGACAGUGAAAUCGGUUGCUCUGAGGCUUCCGAGUAGUGGAGAGGUUCUUCUCAAAGUUCUCGCCUGUGGCGUUUGUCACACCGAUGAGCUCAUCGGAUCCGGAGCUUUCAGAAACAAGUUUCCUUGCAUCCCUGGCCAUGAGAUCAUCGGGGACAUUGUUCGAGUCCCGGAUGACGAAAAAACGUGGAAAGUCGGCGAUCGCGUUGGCGCGGCUUGGUUCGGCGGCUCCGACGGCACGUGCCAGGCCUGCAAGAAGGGGCUGAACCAGAUGUGCGCUAAUGGAGAAAUCAAUGGCUGCAGCCGAGAUGGCGGCUAUGCAGAGAUCGAACCUGGAGAGACAGUUGCGGUCCAGGGUCUCGGAGGAUUGGGCCAUCUGGCAGUUCAGUACGCCAGGAAGAUGGGCUAUCGAGUCAUUGUUAUCUCGUCCAGCAGCGCAAAAAGGGAAUUGGCCAUGAAGCUGGGCGCUCAUGACUACGUCGACGGAUCAGAGGGUGACGUUGCAGACCAGCUGCAGAAAUUGGGUGGAGCCGCCUGCAUCAUGCUCACAGCGCCGAACCCGGAGUUGAUCCCACUGUUGCUGAAGGGCCUGGAUCCCUUGGGGAAGCUCCUUAUUGUCGCAGCGACUGGACCUGGCUGCCUUGAUACAACGAUGAUGAUCUCAAAGGGACUGAGUAUCGUUGCUUGGCCUUCCGGCAAUGCCAAAGACUGCAAAGCUGCCGUCGAGUUUGCCCAGAAGCAUGAUGUCAGUUGUAUGGUUGAGAAAUUUCCUUUGAGCAGGGCGAAUCAGGCUUUGGAGCACAUGAGCAGUGGGAAGGUCAGGUUCAGAAGUGUUUUAGUCCCAGACGAAUCUUAG
Messenger RNA from Lasiodiplodia theobromae, 912 nucleotides. RefSeq names its product alcohol dehydrogenase. The record is from RefSeq and is a predicted model, not a curated record. The transcript has 4 exons. Gene Ontology annotation, molecular function: oxidoreductase activity. NCBI's taxonomy places the organism in Eukaryota, Fungi, Ascomycota, Dothideomycetes, Botryosphaeriales, Botryosphaeriaceae. Bases 1 to 912 code for a protein of 303 amino acids.